Limulus polyphemus (Atlantic horseshoe crab) is the source of this 4030-nucleotide messenger RNA. RefSeq names its product paired box protein Pax-6-like. The record is from RefSeq and is a predicted model, not a curated record. Gene Ontology annotation, molecular function: DNA-binding transcription factor activity, RNA polymerase II-specific; RNA polymerase II cis-regulatory region sequence-specific DNA binding. The coding region runs from base 1 to 1536 and encodes 511 amino acids. The transcript has 8 exons. Gene Ontology annotation, biological process: regulation of transcription by RNA polymerase II; anatomical structure development. Lineage: Eukaryota; Metazoa; Arthropoda; Merostomata; Xiphosura; Limulidae.
AUGAAUAUACAAGUAAAUCAAGUUGUGGAGUUCGUGAUCUUGCCUCCUUGUGCUUAUAAAGUUGGUAUUGAUGCACCUGGAAAGGGCUUAAUUAUAGGCGUAAACUAUGUUACAAUGUGUGCAAUUCUGGAGAGUGAAACAAUGAACUGGAAAACUGCUAAAGUUUUAAGGUUACCAAGUCAUAGUGGGGUUAAUCAGCUAGGCGGGAUGUACGUGAACGGACGACCGUUACCAGACUCGACCCGUCAGAAGAUCGUAGAGCUGGCCCACAGUGGUGCCAGGCCUUGUGAUAUCUCCCGUAUACUCCAAGUAUCGAAUGGCUGUGUCUCCAAGAUACUGGGACGUUACUAUGAGACAGGCUCCAUCAAGCCCCGGACUAUUGGUGGCAGUAAGCCUCGUGUGGCUACUGCAGCUGUAGUGAAUAGGAUAGCCGACUACAAGCGGGAGUGCCCUUCCAUCUUUGCCUGGGAAAUGCGAGACCGACUUUUGGCGGACGGAGUGUGUAACAGUGAAAACAUUCCAAGUGUUUCUUCAAUCAAUAGAGUUUUAAGGAACCUUUCGGCUCAGAAGGACCAUCACCAAUCUUCUCCUCAAGUUCCCAUGACUGGGCCAGAGUCGGUUUACGACAAAUUACGGAUGUUAAACGGUGCCCAGCCGUGGCCAUGGUACCCAACAGGCACAUCUCAUCAUUUUCACGGCGUACCUCCGCCCUCAUCACCGGUUACGUUGGGUCCCAAUACCGGACUCGGCGGAUCUGUUCCAAUCGUAAACGGUCACUCAAGUCUAGGCUCAUGUGACAGUCAUCGCCAUGAUCACAUGAGUGUCACCAAGAAAGAUUCGAUAGACGCGACAUCUGAUGGAAAUUCUGAAAACAAUUCCUCUGCAGACGAGGACUCACAGUUGCGAAUGCGCCUAAAACGAAAACUACAAAGAAAUCGAACAUCUUUCACAAACGAACAAAUCGAAGCUUUAGAAAAAGAAUUUGAAAGAACGCACUAUCCAGAUGUUUUUGCAAGAGAGAGAUUAGCUGAAAAGAUAUCUCUUCCAGAAGCUCGUAUCCAGGUAUGGUUUUCGAACCGCCGCGCCAAAUGGCGGCGAGAAGAAAAGCUUCGUAACCAAAGACGAGUGAUUGAACAACCGGCUUGUACGUCUAUGCUAUCGCCACCUAACGGACGACUACCAAUUAAUGGAUCCUUCUAUAAUUCCAUGUAUCCUUCGCUAGCACAACCUUUGGGUGGGAUGGGAGAUUCCUAUAGUGUUCCUCCAGCGUCUAGCGUGGCGUCGAAUCAUUGUCUUCAGCAGCGUGAUCCUUCUUCCUAUACCUACAUGUUCCAUGAUCAGCUCACUUUAGGAUCAUAUUCUCGACCUUCUUGUACACCCAGUCAGCCAAUUAAUGGACACGCAUCUUAUUCUGUUAGCGCGAGCAGUCCACAUGGAGCAGGGGUAAUUUCUCCAGGCGUAACCGUUCCUCUUCAGGUUCCAAGCCAAGGUCCUGAUCUUUCAAUGGCUACUAAUUACUGGCACCGUAUACAGUGACAACAACCUUAUAAUAAAGGAUACUAUCAAUUGUCUGAUGGUGGAUUAAAAUCUUGUUCCGUGGAGGUGUUUAGAGAUUUGAAGCACGUUAGAUGAAUCGACCCUUAAAAUUAUAUGCAGGGAAUGGUAGUAUCUAUUAGUGUGAUUCUUCAACAGGCAAAAAAAAAGUGUAAUUAAAACUUGAAUACCGGAAAGUGUCUUAAGAUUUGAAGUCACGUUCCAGCAUGGCGUUCAUUCAUUAUGUUAAUAGUUUUUGAUUUGAACUGUACUUCAUAGGCGAACUCAUACCAAGUUCGAGUCUUAUUACUGAAUACUUGAGGUCUGGAAAAUACAAUGUUUUCACGAAUUAGCCUUACGUUACAAGAAACAAUAAAUUUCUUGAAUGUUUUGACAAUAUAGUAUAGCUUUGAUCUUAUUGCCGGAAAGUGUCUUAAGAUUUGAAGCUUGGAUACAGAAUCGUUCUUAUGAAUUAACAGUCCACAGUCACUGGUAUUGUGGUAGCUUUGGCCAGUUUUGGAAUAAUAAUUUAGUGAAAUUUGUCUUCACUAUCUGAGCGUAUCCUGAACUGUGAAGAUUCCAAUAUAAAUUAGUAGAUAAAGACAUCACUUGAAUGUUAGGAGUUUGACUAAAGCUUUGUGACCAGAAAAGAAUGGUAAUUCAAUGGUUAUUAUUGUUGUUUCUCGCACCUGUCCCAACGAAAUGGUUCCGCAAUACUAAUCACAGUGAGUGUGUCUUCUGGAUUUUCUACACAUUUUGAAGAAAUAAAGUGAAAAACGCACUAUCAUGAUCGAUCAGGGAUGGCAGUGUUCAUGUAUAACCGAUCAAGGAUGGCACUGUUCCCGAUAAGUCAUGUGUAACCGAUCAAGGAUGGCACUGUUCCCGAUAAGUCAUGUAUAGAUCAAGGAUGGCACUGUUCUCGAGAAGUCAUGUUUAACCGAUCAAGGAUGGUACUGUUCUCGAGAAGUCAUGUGUAACCGAUCAAGGAUGGCACUGUUCUCGAGAAGUCAUGUGUAACCGAUCAAGGAUGGUACUGUUCUCGAGAAGUCAUGUGUAACCGAUCAAGGAUGGCACUGUUCUCGAGAAGUCAUGUUUAACCGAUCAAGGAUGGUACUGUUCUCGAGAAUUCAUGUGUAACCGAUCAAGGAUGGUACUGUUCUCGAGAAGUCAUGUGUAACCGAUCAAGGAUGGCACUGUUCUCGAUAAGUCAUGGAUAUAGUUAAAGUUAUCUAAUUGCAUGCUACGGUGUUUAAUUCUAAUAAUCUCCCUCAUAAGCUCAAUAAAAUAUUAAAGUUGUAACAAUAGAUAUGUGAUUGUACUUUAACACACUUAGUAGAAUGAGGUGUAAACCUAAACAUUUAUCUGGUAAACCAUAGCUGUAAAAAUUUUAUCUGGAUUUGUAAUAGAUUGAAUGAGAUCCAGUUUAAAGCACGGAAUUUAGUGGUCAUUAUCAGGUCACAGGAGAGUUCUAUAAUUCCUUGCAUGAUCUUUAAGACGAAUAUAUCCACUUUUGUGGUAAAUGGUUUAAAGAUCUUUGCUUAUUUCCAUACAUACCAUACUUGGCUGUCUCCAUUAUAUAUUGAAAACUUUAGGAAAGCUAUUAUUGAAUUAUGAAGUGAAAACAUUACCAUCCCAUUUUAUGAUGAUUUUCUUUCUUUUUUUUUGAGUCGUAAUCUCAGAAAAUAUUUGUUAUCAAAAGUGAAAAUAUAAUGAUUAUAUAAUUGCUGUAAACAACGGAUAUUCGUUUUUUUUCUGUAAAACAGUAAAAAUGCGUCCUCUGACUGGCAAAACUACUAAAAAUUCUUAAUAAUACAUACUAUGCUAAAUUAAUAUAUACUAGUUCAAUGAAAUUUUGUUUUCACAUAAAUAUUUUUGUUAUUAUCUAGCGCAAUUGAUUGGUUGUGUUUACACAAAUAUUGUCACAUGGUUAUGUAAAAAUCACGUCUUCGUACAGGUUUAAAUAAUCUUGAAGUAGUUUUUUGGUCUUUUGCCACAUUUUUUCCCCCCUUAAAACACUUUUUUGCAUACUUUACACAUAUUAUCAUCGAAAAAUUAUUAUCUCGAUUUUAAAGUCAAGUAUUUUUGACUAAAAUAUAAGACUGAUAUUGAUUACGACUUCUUCCAUCUGUAUCCAUUUAAGACAUAGAUUAUCCUGUAGAUGCCGAAUAAUAAAGUUGCUCGCGUAGCACAUAAACUGCACAUAAUUUCCUCUUUGGUGUUAAAAUAUCACACUGAAAUUCAUCAGAGACAAAAUUUAGUACAAAUUACAGAUCAUAAAGUGUUCAUCCCUAAAGGUUUUUUUUUUUACUUGCUCGAUGUGUGCUUAUAUGUAAUUUGACAGCCAUCUCCAGUAGUCCUAAAUAGCUCUAUAAACGAUCACAUCCUAAAUGUACAUAUAUAUACGUAGCAGUAAUAUCAAUUGUGUACUGGCUGUAUAGGAUUUUGGUCAAGGGUUAUUAGAAUGUAUGUAUUGCAGGCUGUGUUGUAUUAUAGUUGC